This is a messenger RNA of Sorghum bicolor (sorghum), 1287 nucleotides long. RefSeq names its product probable steroid-binding protein 3. The record is from RefSeq and is a predicted model, not a curated record. The transcript has a single exon. The coding region runs from base 662 to 973 and encodes 103 amino acids. Gene Ontology annotation, cellular component: membrane; endomembrane system. Lineage: Eukaryota; Viridiplantae; Streptophyta; Magnoliopsida; Poales; Poaceae.
ACGCAACGGCACAAGGCGUCAAGGCCACAAUGCCUGCCUAAUCCCCUGCCUGCGGCCACACGUUUGUCACCGCGCGAACCGAGGGGUUUUUACUGCACCGGCCGGUCGGUGAGGGCGUAGUACGUCCGAGGUCGGGGGCUUGCAGCGACCGCACCGCACGCCCGCCGGCACUGGGCAGGGACGCAGGGUGCGGCUCUGGAGCCUAGCGCGUUUCUGGCAAGUGGCAACUGGUUCUGGGAUGCGCAUGCGCUCGCGAACCGGAGACGGAGGAGUAUGCUAAUGGCAGCGCUGCAUUGCAGGCCCACUGCGGGCAUUUGUGGGCCUGAUUGCGCUCGUUGCAGGCCUCAAGUUCUGGGGACACGACGGCCCAACCAAACCCACCACACCUUGUUCCGUGUGGCCCCUUGUCGUUUCACCGUUCCGAGAGGGCGGCACUGGUGACGUCACUCACCCAUCGCUUCGGUCCGGUCGCGUGCGCUUCACGCAGCGGCUCCUCCCCACUCCUCUCACGGUCACGGUCACACCACACCGCCGGUGCCCACCGCUUCAGUCGCAAGUCGCUCCAACAAUCCACAGCACCAACGCCCGGCCCAACGCUGCGCCACCGGCGACCCGAAUCCCCCCUCCUCCCUUGAGAUCCGCGGCGCCGAAUUAAAGAGCGAUGGCGACGGAGCUGACGGCGGCGCAGCUGCGGGCGUACGACGGCACCGACCCGUCCAAGCCCAUCUACGUCUCCAUCCGAGGCAAGGUCUACGACGUCACCUCCGGCCGCGGAUUCUACGGCCCCGGCGGCUCCUACGCCGUCUUCGCGGGCCGCGAGGCCAGCCGCGCCCUCGGCAAGAUGUCCAAGGACGAGGCCGACGUCUCAGGGGACCUCUCCGGGCUCACCGACAAGGAGCUCGGCGUCCUCGCCGACUGGGAGACCAAGUUCCAGGCCAAGUACCCCGUCGUCGCCCGCCUCGCCGACGCCUGAACUCGGCAGUCUCAGGCUCAACCACCCCCAAUCAGCCGCGAGGAGCAGCUCUCUGCUGCGGCCAAGUGUCAGUGUAAACUCUGUCCUGCCUCUUGCAGUGUUGUUCACUGUUGUGCUUGCUUGUUUGUUGCUACCCAAUAAUCUGUGAAUGGAAGGAUGUAUGUGGCUGUGAAUUAUUCCUAGUCCUUGCAUACAGUGCUACCACAUGCCAUGAUUUAUGUGCUUUGGUUGUUGUGUAAUUCCAUGACCAAUAAUCUGUAUGAAGGAUUGGGGUUGGUUUAUAAUUAUGUCAUUGAGCUGAGUGGCUUUGUAUA